AUGAACAAUGCAGACAGUCUCCUACACCAAUCCAAAGAGCCACGACAAUAUCGUCUGAACAUCCUCCAGCAGCCCCGCGUAGCUAGGAUGUCUUCCUUUAGCGAGAAGAGGCCGGUUGAUCCACCUGCGAUUAUUCAGCUAGAGGUGUAUGAUAGCGCGGGUAGACUAGAUGAGGACGCGCUAAGAUCGCCGUUCUGGGUACUACACGUUCUUCUCGCAGACAACGACACACUCCCCAAACCCCAGUCACAGAUAUUGCAAGGCUCAUUAACAUCCUCUGCACACUACUGCCGUCUAUCCAACCACGACACUGAUGGCUAUGGAUGUUUUUUCUAUUUCAGCGACCUCACUCUCACUAUGGAAGGCGCUUAUCGUCUCAAAUUCCUUCUCACAACCGUCUGCUCUCAGGAUAAUUCCCCACAGCCUGUGCUGAGCCAUGUCGUCACUAACCCGUUCACCGUGUACACUGCUAAGAAGUUUCCUGGUAUGGCGCCUUCUUCUCAUCUCGCUAAAUCACUCGCGGCGCAAGGUGUCAAAAUACCCAUCAGAAAUGAAGAGCGAAAACGAAAUCAGAACAGAGAAGAAGAGCUUAAUUGA
This is a messenger RNA of Wallemia ichthyophaga EXF-994, 597 nucleotides long. RefSeq lists its product as uncharacterized. Bases 1 to 597 code for a protein of 198 amino acids. The transcript is spliced from 4 exons. NCBI's taxonomy places the organism in Eukaryota, Fungi, Basidiomycota, Wallemiomycetes, Wallemiales, Wallemiaceae. The record is from RefSeq and is a predicted model, not a curated record.